Molecule: messenger RNA, 1515 nt
Organism: Pestalotiopsis fici W106-1
Lineage: Eukaryota; Fungi; Ascomycota; Sordariomycetes; Amphisphaeriales; Sporocadaceae
Exons: 8
Coding region: 1-1515 (504 amino acids)
Molecular function (GO): oxidoreductase activity
Source: RefSeq, a predicted model, not a curated record
AUGAUGAGCAAAGAGAUUACGAUAGACAUUCUUGUCAUAGGAGCUGGACCCACGGGUCUUGGAGCUGCCAAACGACUACAGCAACUGAAUUCGGCAUCUUGGCUCAUCGUUGACUCGAACGAGACGCCCGGCGGGCUUGCAUCGACCGAUGUGACGCCUGAAGGCUUCCUUUACGAUGUUGGAGGGCACGUGAUAUUCUCGCACUACAAAUACUUCGACGAUUGCCUCAACGAGGCAUUGCCUGCCUCUGAUGACUGGUACACGCACCAACGUAUUUCUUACGUGCGAUACCAGGGCCAGUGGGUUCCGUAUCCUUUCCAGAACAACAUUGCCGUCCUGCCUAAAGAGGAGCAGGUAAAGUGUCUUGAGAGCUUGAUCGACGCCGCUCUGGAUGCCCGGACUCGGUCUCCGGCGGACAAGCCGAAGAACUUUGAUGAAUGGAACAUCCGGAACGUGGGGCAGCGCUUGACGGAGAUCUUUAUGCGGCCAUACAAUUUCAAGGUUUGGGCUGUACCCACGACCAAGAUGAAUGCCACUUGGCUUGGGGAGCGUGUCGCUGCGCCUAAUGUGAAACUGUUGACCAAGAAUGCCAUUCUUAACAAGGUUGCAGGAACAUGGGGACCAAAUUCGACCUUCCGAUUUCCAGCUAGGGGAGGUACCGGUGGUAUCUGGACCGCACUCGCCGACACUCUUGAUGAUGAGAAGACUCGAUUUGGAAAGCAUGGCCAGGUCACAAAAGUCGACGCCGAUGCUAAGAAGGCGUACUUGGCAGAUGGUACCAUUAUCAACUAUCAAUUCAUGGUCUCCACCAUGGCUGUCGAUUAUCUAGCCAAGUCUAUGGACGAUCUCAAGCUUCAAGACUUGUGCAAACCCCUGUUCUACUCAUCCACCAAUGUGAUUGGAAUCGGCAUCCGUGGUGAGCGGCCUGAGCGCAUUGGAGAUAAAUGUUGGCUAUAUUUUGUCGAAGAUAACUGUCCUUUUUAUCGCGCGACCAUCUUCUCCAAUUACUCGCCCUACAACCAGCCCCAGGCUGGCAAGCUCCUCACCACCAAGCAACUUGCCAAUGGGAAGAAACCCGCGUCCUCCCAGCCUCUGCCGGGCCCUUACUGGUCCAUCAUGCUCGAAGUAUCCGAGUCAUCGUACAAGCCUGUGAACCACGACACCCUGCUCGCGGACAGCAUUCAGGGGCUCAUCAAUACCGAACUGCUCAAGCCUGAUGACGAAAUCGUCAGCACAUAUGUCCGCCGCUUCGACCACGGUUACCCUACACCUAGCGUGGAGCGUAAUGAUGCGCUCGACCAGAUCUUACCCUACCUCAAGAGUAAGGAUAUCCUAUCGCGCGGACGGUUUGGAUCUUGGAAGUACGAAGUGGGGAAUCAGGAUCACAGCUUCAUGCUGGGCGUCGAAGCUGUAGAUAACAUCGUCUCGGGCGGCGUGGAGCUCACACUACAGUAUCCUGAUUUUGUCAACACGCGUGCCAAUACAGAACGCCGCCUGGAUAGCACACAAAACUGA